Messenger RNA from Exophiala xenobiotica, 1011 nucleotides. RefSeq lists its product as uncharacterized. Bases 174 to 866 code for a protein of 230 amino acids. The transcript has a single exon. Lineage: Eukaryota; Fungi; Ascomycota; Eurotiomycetes; Chaetothyriales; Herpotrichiellaceae. The record is from RefSeq and is a predicted model, not a curated record.
CUUCAAGCACGAGCACCUCCUACACCUCAAGCAAGAGAACGAUCAACCCGAUUGAAAAAAUCACUUGCAACUGGCGACCCAUAACACACACCGAACAGCAAAACACAGUGUCACCUAACACUAGUACUAUCAACACCACGCGAAGCUACUUACUAGUAUCUGACCCGUCAACCAUGCUUCCACAAAUCCUUCUCAUUGGCGCCACUGGCCGAACCGGCAAACUAGUUCUCGACGAAGCCCUGACCAGAGGCCAUCUUGUCACCGCCCUCGUCCGCAAACCCAACAGCAGCUUGCCGCAGCAUGCGAACCUCAUCACGGUGACAGGAGACCCCUGCAAUGCCACAGACGUCGAAAAAGCGGUCCGCAGCACGAAACCAGGCGUCCCCGUCGUCAUUAUCAGCACACUGGGUCAGACUCGAACAUCAGGUAAUCCGUGGGCUGCACCAAGUUCUCCAGCCCGAUUCAUGGACGCGUCAGCCAAAGCUGUGCUGGCGGCAUCCGAAGCGGUCAAGGAUUCCGGCAUCCAGAUCGACAAAUUGGUCGUCAUGUCUAUGUUCGGUGUGGGCGAUUCCUUCGCCAACCUGAAUAUCCUUCUGCGCUGGACGUUCAACCAUUCGAACAUGGACCAGACCCUGGAAGACCAGACGCUAGUGGACCAGACCGUCAGGAACGGUAACCUGCCAUUUGUCCUGGUUAGGCCGGUGAUAUUGAACGAGGCAGAAGCCGCGCCAGUCAAGGUGUACCCAAGCUCGGCCGAGGGUGUUGGUUUCAUGCCCAAAGUUAGUGUGAAGAGCGUAGCAAAGUUUUUGGUGGAUGCUGCGUCGAAGGGAGACUGGGACUCUACUGCACCAGUCAUCACGAACUGAUGCAAGGAGUUUCGAAAAGGGCGAUGUUGGGCAGCUAGUUAGUGAUCUACAAGGCCAGGAUGCAGUGAUUGGAUGGAGACCAUGGCAGUAUCUUCAGGCGCAUGGUGUCAGAAACGCGUACACAGGUUCUUUUCAUAGAACGAAU